CGCCAGAAAUAAGUUACUUUAUCCAUAUCUACAGGAACUGGUACCAAGUCAAUAUUUGGUUGUCAAAUGAGAUUUGAUUUAAGAACGUCUUUCCCUUUAUUGACCACAAAGCGUGUUUUCUGGAGAGGCGUGGCAGAAGAAUUGCUAUGGUUUAUAAGGGGGAGCACUAAUGCUAAGGAACUCGCUGAUAAAAAUGUCCAUAUAUGGGAUGCAAAUGGCUCCCGAAAGUUCUUAGACAACAUUGGCUUAACAGAGAGAGAGGAAUUCGAUCUGGGACCAGUAUAUGGCUUUCAAUGGAGACAUUAUGGAGCUGAAUAUAAAGACAUGCAUAGUGAUUAUACUAACCAGGGUGUGGACCAACUUAAAAAAGUUAUUGACACAAUAAGAACGAAUCCAAACGACCGGCGAAUAAUUAUGUGUGCUUGGAAUCCUGUAGAUUUGCCAAAAAUGGCUCUACCACCUUGCCAUGCGUUUGCACAGUUCUACGUUUGCAAUGGUGAGUUAUCAUGCCAAUUAUACCAAAGAUCGGCUGAUAUGGGACUUGGUGUACCUUUCAACAUUGCUAGUUAUUCACUACUGACAUGCAUGAUAGCCCAUGUAACUGGAUUGAAACCAGGCGACUUUGUCCACACACUAGGUGAUGCUCAUGUGUACCUCAAUCAUAUUGAGCCGUUAAAAGAACAAUUAAAGCGUGAACCAAGGCCCUUUCCAACGCUAAAGUUUAAAAGAGAUGUCAACUCAAUAGAUGAAAUCACAAUGGAGGAUUUAGUUUUAGAAGGCUAUAAACCCCACAAGAAAAUCCAAAUGGAGAUGGCUUUGUGAUCCAACAACUUAUUUGUAAUACGUAACCAAGAAAGCUUCAAUCAUAUUAUAAUAACACAUAUGUGCCAAACAUUGCUUACAAGAAAAAAUGAAUGGAAAUA
Molecule: messenger RNA, 923 nt
Organism: Ciona intestinalis (vase tunicate)
Lineage: Eukaryota; Metazoa; Chordata; Ascidiacea; Phlebobranchia; Cionidae
Source: RefSeq, a predicted model, not a curated record